Molecule: messenger RNA, 1166 nt
Organism: Musca domestica (house fly)
Lineage: Eukaryota; Metazoa; Arthropoda; Insecta; Diptera; Muscidae
Gene: Arf51F
Product: ADP-ribosylation factor 6
Exons: 5
Coding region: 424-951 (175 amino acids)
Biological process (GO): vesicle-mediated transport; intracellular protein transport
Cellular component (GO): cytoplasm
Molecular function (GO): GTP binding; GTPase activity
Source: RefSeq, a predicted model, not a curated record
GUACAGCUCCGUUCUCUGCUGCGUUCUGAUUGAAAUGAGUAAUAUUGUUAACAUUGUGUUUUAUGUUUUAUAACAUAAUUUCGAUUAGUUUUUUUAUUAUUAACAAUGAAGUAUAGCAUAAAGCUGUGAAUUUGUUUGAAAUCGUACUGAAGAGAGAUCGCAGCAUCAGUUAUCUAUGGAAUAACGAACGUUAUUGAAACACGAAAAGCCAAGAAAGAAACUUAUGCAUAAUAAAAAGAUAAAAGAGUAGCGCGAAGAAGAAGAAGACGACGGUGUGUGAGGAAACGUAGAGAAGAAGUCUCAGCAAUUUUGUUGGCUGGCUGGCUGGCGGUUGAGUGUGUGUGACGUGACGUGUAAAUCCGAAAUAAUAGUGUUUUGCCAAAAGAUUAAGCUCAAUUCCAUUGAUGCAUUGUCGCUGUCGAAAUGGGGAAAUUACUUUCGAAAAUUUUUGGUAACAAAGAAAUGCGCAUUUUAAUGUUAGGACUGGAUGCAGCAGGCAAAACAACUAUUCUAUACAAAUUAAAAUUGGGUCAAUCUGUGACCACGAUACCCACUGUUGGCUUUAAUGUGGAAACAGUUACCUAUAAAAAUGUCAAAUUCAAUGUCUGGGAUGUUGGUGGACAAGAUAAGAUAAGGCCACUGUGGCGGCACUAUUAUACCGGUACGCAAGGUCUUAUAUUCGUUGUAGAUUGUGCGGAUCGUGAUCGUAUCGAUGAAGCGAGAACAGAAUUACAUCGAAUCAUAAACGAUAGGGAAAUGCGUGAUGCCAUUAUUUUAAUAUUUGCUAAUAAACAAGAUUUAGCGGAUGCAAUGAAACCUCAUGAGAUUCAAGAAAAAUUAGGUUUAACUAGAAUACGUGAUCGCAAUUGGUAUGUGCAACCUUCCUGUGCAACAACCGGUGAUGGCCUGUACGAGGGCCUGACGUGGCUUACAUCCAAUCAUAAGUUAUGAGAAUAAUUUUCAUAAAACAACAAAAACAGAAAAUUGGGAAUUUAAUAAUAAUUAAAAUAUAAACAAAACAACAAAACAAAUAAUAACCACAGCAACAACAAAACCACUACAAAAAUACAAUAACAAAUAUACCGUAUGCAUGUUUUAUUUGAAUAGAGGAUGAGAAAAUAAAAUAAACUGAAAAAUAGAAAAAAAAAAACGUUAAAUGAAAACCA